AUGGUGCGGGCUUGCUGGGCCUGGGGCCGGACGGGCGUGGAACGCGGGCUCGAGCGCGGCCGGGACGGGCGCAAGCGGGACGCGCGGGAGAUGAUUCCCGGCAGAAUCACGAGGGUGCUGCUUAUUCUGGCCAUCACCUUGCCAGGGACUCUUGGAGCAGAAGAGGCCCCUGGUCGGCCUUCCAUGGCUCGAUGCAGUGUCUUUGGGCUGGACUUCAUCAGCACCUUUGAUGACAGCAUGUACAGCUUCGCAGGAGACUGCAGUUACCUCCUGGCUGGGGACUGCCGGAAGCACUCCUUUUCUCUUUUUGGGGACUUCCAAAAUGGCCAGAGAGUGAGUCUCUCCGUGUACCUGGGUGAAUUUUUUGACCUUCGUUUAUUUGUCAAUGGAACCAUCCUGCAGGGUGACCAAAUUGUCUCCAUGCCCUACGCCUCCAAAGGGCUGUACGUGGAAAGGGAGGCUGGCUACUACAAGCUGGCCAGCGAGGCCUACGGCUUUGCGGCCAGAAUCGACGGCAACGGCCAGUUCCAGGUGCUGCUGUCUGACCGACACUUCAACGCGACCUGCGGGCUGUGUGGCAACUUCAACACGUUUGCCGAGGAUGACUUCAGGACUCAAGAGGGGACCCUGACCUCAGACCCGUAUGACUUUGCCAACUCCUGGGCCAUGAGCAGUGGAGAACGGUGCAAACGGACAUCCCCUCCCCGUGGCCCCUGCAACGUCUCCUCUGAGGAAGUGCAAAAGGACCUGUGGGAGAGGUGCCAGCUGCUGAAGAGCGCCUCGGUGUUCGCCCGCUGCCACCCACUGGUGGACCCCGAGCCCUUCGUGGCCCUGUGCGAAAGUUCUCUGUGCGCGUGCGGCCAGGAGCCCGGGUGCCCGUGUGCUGCCCUGCAGGAGUACGCCCGGGCGUGUGCCCAGCAGGGCCUGGUGCUGUACGGCUGGACUGACCCCAGCGGGUGCCGUCCAGCGUGCCCUGCGGGCAUGGAGUACCAGGCGUGUGUGUCCCCUUGCGCCAGGACCUGCCAGAGCUUGCACAUCCGGGAGGGGUGUUCCGAGGCCUGCGUGGACGGCUGCAGCUGCCCUGACGGGCAGUUUCUGGAUGCAGACCAGUGUGUGGACAGCUCUGAGUGUUCCUGUGUGCAUGCUGGGAAGAGGUUCCCUCCCGGCUCCUCCCUCUCACAGGACUGCAACACCUGCAUCUGUCGGAACAGCCUGUGGGUGUGCAGCAAUGAAGAAUGCCCAGGGGAGUGCCUCGUCACGGGACAGUCCCACUUCAAAACCUUUGACAACAGACACUUCACCUUCAGCGGCAUCUGCCAGUACCUGCUGGCCCGCGACUGCCGCCACCAGGCCUUCUCCAUCAUGAUCGAGACAGUGCAGUGUGCUGACGAUCCCGACGCCGUCCUGCACUCGCGUCAGCUACCGUCCGCCUGCCCCGGCCUGCCCCACAGCGUGGUGAAGCUGAAGCAUGGCGGCAGCGUGGCCGUGGACGGCCAGGACGUGCGGCUUCCCCCUGCUUGCAAG
Messenger RNA from Sorex fumeus (smoky shrew), 1524 nucleotides. Its product is annotated as von Willebrand factor-like. The annotation marks the transcript as partial. The record is from RefSeq and is a predicted model, not a curated record. Gene Ontology annotation, molecular function: protein binding. Gene Ontology annotation, cellular component: extracellular matrix. Lineage: Eukaryota; Metazoa; Chordata; Mammalia; Eulipotyphla; Soricidae. The transcript has 12 exons.